This is a messenger RNA of Cebus imitator (Panamanian white-faced capuchin), 1078 nucleotides long. It is a transcript of the gene DFFB, whose product is annotated as DNA fragmentation factor subunit beta. The transcript has 6 exons. NCBI's taxonomy places the organism in Eukaryota, Metazoa, Chordata, Mammalia, Primates, Cebidae. Gene Ontology annotation, biological process: apoptotic DNA fragmentation; apoptotic process. The record is from RefSeq and is a predicted model, not a curated record. The coding region runs from base 151 to 936 and encodes 261 amino acids. Gene Ontology annotation, cellular component: cytoplasm; nucleus. Gene Ontology annotation, molecular function: DNA endonuclease activity.
AAUGUAGUUUCCUGGAUCGGCGCCUGGCCAGUGCCAGCUUUGCAGAACCCGCCCGGUGCAGACCCCUGCGGCCGGGGCGAGGAGGUGCCUGAGCAGCCGGCCAGCGGGUGCCGCCACCUGCGGGGCCCAGCGGCCUGCAGGACAUCUGCAAUGCUCCAGAAGCCCAAGAUCGUGAAGCUGCGGGCCCUGCGCAGCCCGAGGAAGUUCGGCGUGGCUGGCAGGAGCUGCCGGGAAGUGCUGCGGAAAGGCUGCCUCCGCUUCCAGCUACCUGAGCGCGGCUCCCGGCUGUGCCUGUACGAGGAUGGCACGGAGCUGACCGAGGACUACUUCCCCAGCAUCCCCGAUGACACCGAGCUGGUGCUGCUCACCUCGGGCCAGGCCUGGCAGGGCUAUGUGAGUGACAUCAGGCGCUUCCUCAGUGCGUUUCACGAGCCGCACGCGGGCCUCAUCCAGGCCGCCCAGCAGCUGCUGUGUGAUGAGCAGGCCCCGCAGAGGCAGAGGCUGCUGGCUGACCUCCUACACAACGUCAGCCAGAACAUCGCGGCUGAGACCCGGGCGGAGGACCCACCGUGGUUUGAAGGCUUGGAGUCCCGAUUUCAGAGCAAGUCUGGCUAUCUGAGAUACAGCUGUGAGAGCCGGAUCCGGAGCUACCUGAGAGAGGUGAGCUCCUACCCCUCCACAGUGGGUGUGGAGGCUCAGGAGGAAUUCCUGCGGGUCCUCGACUCCAUGUGCCAGAAGCUCCGGUCUGUGCAGUACAACGGUAGCUACUUCGACAGAGGAGCCAAGGGUGGCAGCCGUCUCUGCACGCCGGAAGGCUGGUUCUCCUGCCAGGGUCCCUUUGACAUGGACAGCUGCUUGUCGAGACACUCCAUCAACCCCUACAGCAACAGGGAGAGCAGGAUCCUCUUUGGUACCUGGAACCUGGAUCACAUGUAAGCUCACAGAGCAGGGCCAGACCUGAGAGCGCCUGCCGGGCCCUAGCCCUGCCACGGUGUUGCCUCCUUGGGUUUCAGGCGCUGCACCCGUGUUACAGCUCAGGGAAGGGGUGCCUGGUGGCAGCAUGGGGUUCUACUGGGUG